UAGCCGUAGCAGAAUAUCACAAAAAAAUCAAGGAGGCUUUUGAAGUGUUUGACCAUGAGGCGAAUAAUACAGUGGAUAGAGAUCGGGACAAUUAUCAGGUCGCUAGGGUGCUGCCCAAGUGAAGGAGAGCUCCAUGACCUGAUCGCAGAGGUAGAGGAAGAAGAACCCACUGGAUACAUUCGAUUUGAAAAAUUUCUUCCAGUGAUGACCGAAGUACUACUGGAGAGAAGAUACAGACCAAGUCCAGAAGAUACCCUUCUUCGAGCGUUUGAGGUGUUAGAUCCAUCUAAACGUGGAUUUCUGACUAAAGAAGAACUGAUCAAGUAUAUGACUGAAGAAGGUGAGCCUUUUUCUCAGGAAGAAAUGGAAGAAAUGCUGUCUGCUGCCAUUGACCCAGAAUCGAAUUCCAUUCAUUACAAGGACUACAUAGCCAUGAUGGUGGUGGAUGACAGCUAGGUUCUGGAGACGUAAUUUCUCACCGAAAGGAUGACCAUAGAGAUGGCCUGUCCCUAUUAAUUUCACAUCUUAUAAUUUCUACACAUGCUAAUUAAUGCCCAGUGACAACUAUUUCACAAUACUUUGUUUUUUAAAGAUGAACACAAAUUUAUUUGGUAUGUCUGCCUUAUGGAAUGACCAAUGGCUAAUUAUUUUAAAGCUUAUUCUUAAAAACAUUUUAACAUUAUCCGUGGAUUGUUGUGGAUUUUCUACAAUAAAACCCCGGUGACCUUCAAAUUCA
Leptonychotes weddellii (Weddell seal) is the source of this 736-nucleotide messenger RNA. NCBI's taxonomy places the organism in Eukaryota, Metazoa, Chordata, Mammalia, Carnivora, Phocidae. The record is from RefSeq and is a predicted model, not a curated record.